UAACCGUCUGUAUUCGGCCAACACCUAAAUCGGCUCUCAGCACCUAGCACUCUAGACGCCCUUCCACAGAGGUGUCUUCAAGCCGCUGUCUGCGCACGGCGUGCUUACAUCCUCAUUCGGCUCUUGUGCCAUUCUGUCUUGGGCGCGUCUUUCCGAGGAACCAUCCGGCAAAGACGUGCGACCUCCAGCGCCUGCACACUUGCACAUCCCUCUCACCACCUCUCGGUAGACGUCUUCGCCUUGGGUUCUCUUGGCCAAACAUGUUGACCAAAAUGUUCGGCAUCGCUCUUGCAUUGGGACUAUCGAUGGCCAUUCCCGCCACGGCGCAAGGCGCUCUGGAUGGACAAUGCGUCAGUCUGCAAGGCAGUGUCCAGUGCCCAAGCUUCCAGGAUGCAUACAUCAAUCCUCAAAAUCUCUCGUCAGCUUGGCCUUGGUUUGCCAGCGUUACCAACGUGACGACGUUCGACCAGCAAUUUGCAGCGUAUUUCACCGACCCCAACCGCUUCCUCGCUGAGAAGCUCGGGCGCCAACUUGCGUGCAACCGGACCGCAGCGCUGAACACCACACUGCAGUACGAGCGAACGAUACUCUGUGGCCAGUUCUCACAGAUCUCCUACAGCGCCCAGUGCAAUGUCGCCAACCGCGCGGACCCCAUCAUGGUGUGCCAGGACACGUGCCUGACAUACUCUGCUGCACAGAGUGACAUCGUUCAGAACCCGGCGAUUUGCACACCGGACGCAAAUCUCACGUCCGCACGCAAUGCAACCAGGUACAACACGUUGCAGCGCGACUACGUCACAUGCACCGAUUGGACCUCGCUAGUGUCGACCAACAACCAAACCUGCGUGGAGGGUGCCGCCAAUGAAGGCAACUGCGGAUUUGGCCCGGGUAUCAGCAAUCAACUCUGCGCUGCUUGCGAUCCUAGUGGCAAUCGCACCGUUCCUGCGUGCUGCUAUGCCAACAACACCGCACUGUCUGGAUGUGCGUCUUAUGGUCACCCAGGUGCCGCUGCAAUUAUCCCUACGACUUCCGUCGGCACCGCCAUGGCUUCUCCCACUGCAUCGUCCUCCUCGUCAGCACCAUCAUCUAAUCCUAGCGGUGCCGGUAGUGCUGGAGCGGACCAAGCAGGCAGCAGCAGCGAAGGCACGGGCCUGAGUCGCGGUGGCCUCGCUGGUCUCAUCGUUGGCGUUAUCAUUGGUGCUUUAGUCCUCGGCGGAUUAGCUGUCUUUGCCCUCUUGGGCCGCAAACGUCGCAACGAGUCCGGCGCUGCUGGUGUCUAUCCUGGUGCGGCCGGCGAGAAGCCUUGGCACUCGGAAGAUGGUUUGAGUCGCGACGCUGCGGGCAGUCCUUCAGCUGGCGACAAGAGCCCAGCGGGCCGACCAUCGCUUGGAGGAGCGGCCGCGGGCGCAGGAUUUGGUGCCGCUGGCGCUGCUGCCGCUGCUGGCGCAGCCGCAAGGAGCGAAAAUGAUGCAGCAGACCCCAACCGACCCAUCAGUGGUGUCACUACCAGCAGCGGUACCGAUGGUCGCGGUACCACGGUCGCUUCCGCAAGAGAUCAGUACACUGGUCAGGAAAUUUUCCCUGGAGAGGAUGUCAUCGCCGUCUACCCAUAUAAUGCCUCUCUGAACGACGAGCUUACCCUCGAGCCCGAUCAGCGCAUAACCAUCGUCAGAUUGUACGACGACGGCUGGGCACUGGGACGAGCUGCCGAUGGUCAAGAGGGCGCUCUGCCCCUCGUAUGUGUCAGCUCCACCAAGGGUGAGAUCCCACGCAUUGGUGGUGGAUCCUCCGGCACCGGCACUGGUACCGGCACAGAAACUGAGAACGAGUCUGGAAACGAGGCCUUCACGAGCGGCGCCAGCGUCGAUGGCGCGGUCACUGCCGACGAAGGCGGUUUCACUUCUGAUGCAAGUCGUGUCCAGGGCCGCCGAUAGAUUCGUCUGGCCCCACGUGACUGUUUAUGCGUUUGUGCUCCUUCACACAAGCAGAUAGGCCGAGGCGCUUCCACGCUCCUCGAUCAGAAUCAUGUCCUCUCAUAUCUCGUCGCGCCUCCAGA
Molecule: messenger RNA, 2056 nt
Organism: Ceraceosorus guamensis
Lineage: Eukaryota; Fungi; Basidiomycota; Exobasidiomycetes; Ceraceosorales; Ceraceosoraceae
Exons: 2
Coding region: 261-1934 (557 amino acids)
Molecular function (GO): protein binding
Source: RefSeq, a predicted model, not a curated record